This is a messenger RNA of Saccostrea cuccullata (small rock oyster), 2728 nucleotides long. RefSeq lists its product as uncharacterized. The record is from RefSeq and is a predicted model, not a curated record. The transcript is spliced from 9 exons. Bases 297 to 1625 code for a protein of 442 amino acids. Lineage: Eukaryota; Metazoa; Mollusca; Bivalvia; Ostreida; Ostreidae.
AUGUACAGAGCGAUUCAUUGAAUUCCUUUAAAUGUUAUGUACGAAGAUUAGAUCAUAAUUCAUAUUUCGGUGAGAAUAUUUUUAGAAGAGCAGUACAACCAAACAUGACGACCUUUUAAUAUAAAGGACUGGGAUUUGGAUUACGGCAAAAUACUUGGAUUUAUUCUGUUCAAAAGAUUAAUCUUAACUCUUGGUAACUUUAAUAUACUCUUAAGAUAUGAUUUUAAAAUCUUCCUCUGCGAAUCAAAGUAUUGUGAGAAUGCCAGAAGUUUGAAUCUACAACAUUUAAGAAAAAUAUGAAAAUAAUUGUGGUCCAUUUGUAUUUUGUUUGUGUUCAGCUUUGUGACGCGACAUGUACGUUUCCAGAGGAAUUGGCAGGAGACUGGCAUGCAAGCGAUAUCGGAGAUGUGGUAUUUCAUAGAAACAAAAUGGACUCGAAAAGUAAAAUUGUCAAUUUUGGAAUUCGAAGAUUUGAAUGCAUGACGAGAGAAGAAAACCGAUACCUUCUGACGUCAGACGUCUUUAACUUCUAUGGUUCACCCUUCCGACUUGGGUUGUGUUGGGAGUUACAACGAAUAUCAGCUACACAAUACACUUACUACGCAGCUACAGAAGUGUUACCAAAUACAGCAAAUGCAAGAUUGCUAUUCCGCUUGCACACAGCAGACUUUAACAUUACAAGAGAUUGUCAAUUUAAGUCUUCUUAUGAUCCAUGGCAGUCUAGAGUUCUUUUGAAAUUUAGUGCCCUGAGUACAAAACAAUGUCCUUUAAUUCUUCAAGCAAAUUUUACGUAUACCUUUGAUCCUGGAAACGGAAACCAAUGCAAUGCAAAUACUUCCUUAGAUGUGUGCUCAGAUACUUCAAGGAUGGAUUUUAACUACAACUUCUGUGCUGUUGAGCAAGGAUAUUCAGCGACUGGAGAGUUAUCAUGCGUCCAACAGGAAGCACACAAUGGCAGCAUUUAUCUGAUUGUUUACAAUAAUGAUAGAAAUACCCCGGAUGAAGUCAGCAGAUUUAGAUUUACAUGCUAUGUAAUGCAACAGGACAAAAGCGAUUCACGUCUUAUUCACGUGACGCAAUAUCCACAGGCGUGUUUGGACGAAAAUUCUCAAACACCUCUUCAAGUACUGGGGCCAGGAGCGUACCUCAAGCUUAAUCUGUCUAGUCAAGGGCAAGGACAGAAAAAGGACUCUUCCUCCGAUCUGGUGAGCAUUGGUGCCAUAUCUGCAGUUGUGGGCGUAUGCGGCAUAUUUCUGUUGAUUCUCUCUUCGGUAUGUGGAGUUAAACUCUACAAAAAGUAUAAAGCAAACCCAGUGCAGCCUGUUCGGAGCCCGAGUGUGUCCUCUGUCGACUCCUUUGAUCGAGUACAAUCAAUGUUCAGUCUGGAUGGACGGAUUUCUCCAUUUUCACUUCGCCCGACGCUUUCAGAAAUAGCCUACAAACGCUUCGGUCCUUCAAAUGAGGAAUUCGAUUAUUUAGAUGAAGAUAUAUAUAACGACGAUGUGUCACUUUGUGAUUCACUGAACGAUACCAAGUUUUCUAACAGUGUGGAAGCCUCAUGUGACCAGUCUGGGUUAAUUGACUAUGCAAUAAGUACUGGGAUGACUGAUAAUGAGGACUGGUAAUUAACACUAUCGGAACUGAUGUUAGAACAUUUAUUUGAUGAUUUUUCUUUAUAUUGAAUGCAGUCGUAAAUUAUUCUUUAAUUGUCCAGUGAAUUUAAUAUCCAAUCUGAUUCAUAUCAGAUCUUUGUAUACGCUCCAACAUUCUGAUGGUUGCUGUACAAACAGGAGCUAGGCGCUUUUGAUUGACAUUCGGCAGAACUCUGGGCGUACUUGAAAAUGAAAAUCUUAUCGACAUUUCACAUGAAAUUUUGGCAAUUUUAUUAGCUCACCUGAGCCAAAGGCUCAAGUGAGCUUGUCCGUUGUCUGUCAUCGUUGUCGUCGUCGAAAACUUUUCACAUUUUUGACUUCUUCUCAAGAACCGCUUGGCCAAUUUCAACCAAACUUGCCAUGAAGCAUCCUUGGGUGAAGAAAAUUCAGGUUUAUUCAAAUGAAGGGCCACACCCUCAUUCAAGGGGAGAUAAUUGGGAAUUAAUGAAAAUUUGGUGGUGAGUUUUAAAAAUCAUCUUCUCAAGAACCACUGUGCCAGGAAAGAUGAAACUUAUGGGGAAACAUCCUCAGGUAGUGUAGAUUCAAGUUUGUUCAAAUUAUGACCCCCGGGGGUAGGGCGGGGCCACAAUGGCCGACCAAAUUUUUACAUAGAAAUAUAUAGGAAAAUUCUUUAAAAAUCUUCUUCUCAAGACUAACAAAGCCAUAAUUGAUCAUAUUUAUGUGGAAACAUCCUCAGGUAGUGAAGAUUCAAGUCUGUUCAAAUCAUGACCCCCGGGGGUAGGGCGGGGCCACAAUGACCGACCAAAGUUUUACAUAGAAAUGUAUAGGAAAAUUCUUUAAAAAUCUUCUUCUCAGAAAUAACAAAGCCAUAAUUGAUCAUAUAUAUAUAUGGAAGCAUCCUCAGGUACUGUAGAUUCAAGUUUGUUCAAAUCAUGACCCCCGGGGGUAGGGCGGGGCCACAAUGGCCGACCAAAGUUUUACAUAGAAAUGUAUAGGAAAAUUCUUUAAAAAUCCUCUUCUCAAAAAUAACAAAGCCAUAAUUGAUCAUAUUUAUAUGGAAGCAUCCUCAGGUACUGUAGAUUCAAGUUUGUUCAAAUCAUGACCCCCGAGGGUAU